Molecule: messenger RNA, 2010 nt
Organism: Myotis daubentonii (Daubenton's bat)
Lineage: Eukaryota; Metazoa; Chordata; Mammalia; Chiroptera; Vespertilionidae
Product: F-box only protein 31-like
Exons: 1
Source: RefSeq, a predicted model, not a curated record
UUAAUAGUCUGAUUGCUGUUUCUCUGUCUUUGGAUCUGUCCCUGUUCAUCAGUCUAUGUUGUUCUCUAUAUUCCACAAAUGAGUGAGAUCAUGUGGCAUUUAUCUUUCUCUGACUGGCUAAUUUCACUUAGCACAAUGCUCUCCAGUUCCAUCCAUGCUGUUGCAAAUGGCAAGAGUUCCUUCUUUUUUACCACAGCGUAGUAUUCCAUUGUGUAGAUGUACCACAGUUUAUUUUUUUGACUGCAUUUCUGUGAAAUGUCUUCCCUCCCCCCCCCAUAGGCAUAUCCCUGGAGGCAUCUCCCUACAGAAAGCAGAUUAGUGACUGCCUGAGGCUAGGGCGGGAGGACAGGGAGGGGGCACUGGGAAAGGGAGGUGACUGUUAAUGGGUUUAAAGCCCUACAAUUGGCUUCUCUGAGGGGGCGUGGCUAGGCCCUGGGGGCGUGGCUGGACUAAAGAGCGGGAAGAGCCAGCUUAAAGCCCGGCUGAGGAGCAGCAGCUCACACUGUGGUGGCUGUUACUCCUGGAGGCAUGGAGGAGUGCUCUUGCCUGUGCGUCAUGGGCUCUUCCCGGGGAUGUUGGUGUCGUCCGAAGCGCCAGCGCCCCGCUGAGAUGGCAGCGGCCGUGGGCAAGCCGGUCCCGGCAGAAAAGCACCUGGAGGCGGACGCGGCAGCGCGGUGCAGUGCGGGGUGUGGAGGAAUGGCGAGUCCCAGGCCGCCCCCGCCGGCCCCGCGCUGCUCGCUGCAGGACCUGCCGGUGGAGAUGCUGGUGGAGAUCUUCGCCUGGCUCCCCGGCACCGACCUGCCCAGCCUGGCCCUGGCCUGCACCAGAUUCCACCACAUCCUGCACAUCGACGGCAUCUGGAGACGGCGCUGCCGCGAGGAGUAUGGCGUUCGUGAAACCUUGCAGAACCUGGAGACCAUAGGUAUGUCUUUCCGAGAAGUCUACGCGAAGAUGUUCCCAUACAGACACAUUUUGGGUUUGUGGCAGCUAGAAAGUAGCUAUAAAAGACUGCUGAAUGUCGUGGUGGACGGCUCAGGCAUCACUGGUUGGACCUACAGGCCUUCCCUUCACACCCAUGUGCAGGGCCCAAUGCAGUUCGAGCCCGCGUUCCGAAUCCGCCUGACGGAGCGGACAUCAGCCGCGGUGGAGUGCAUGGAAGGCCGCCACCGCCGGCCCCACCGCCGCCGCCUGCAGAUUCGGAAGGACAGGCUCACCACCCUGUGCAACAAGACAGACCACCGAGGGGACUCACCGACGCGGCUUAGGGACGAAUUUGGGCGGUGGCUGGUGCAGGAGGACCGACAGCAGUACGACUGCCUGACCUACCGCCGCCUCUACCUCCCGCCGAGCCACCCGGACGACCUCAUCAGGCCAGGCCUCUUCCAAUGCAAAGACGAUGACUUCGGCCUCAUGAUCGCCAUGCUCAGCUUCCAUGGGGAGCAUGCCAGGCUCACGAAGGUCACGGGAGACUUAAUCUGGACGUUAGAGAUCCACCUCAGGCGCCGCAUCCAGCUGCGAGAUGGCGAGAUCUUCCGCAACUUCAAGGAGCUCUCCCGCGUGGUCCAGGAGAUUGACCAGCAGGUGACCCGGGGGCAGCAGCAGCAAGAAGACGGGGCUGAGGACAGCGAGGGCCAUGCCUGGCAGAGCCCUGCCCAGCCCAGCGCCGGGAAGUCCGGGGCUGCAGCUUGGGAGGAGCAGCCUGUCCCGUUUGUUCUGCCUGCGGGCGUGCGCGCAGGAGACCAGAGCUACCCCCGGGCCUGCAGGAUGUGUUUCUAUGGCACGGACACUGGUAUCUUUGAUGGCUUCCACCACCUCAAGCCCUUCCCUGGAGUCUUCAUCCUGUUCGAUGAGAACCACUUGGGGUUCAUCUGUCUGGAGAUGAAAUACUUCAUCCUGUACAGCAGAGUCCAGAACACCUUCCAGAAUGUGGAGGCACCAUCCCCGCAGGCUUUCCUGGAGAUGCUCUCGAACAUUCAGUCCUGACCCCCUCCAUGUUUUUUUUUAACAUGA